AUGUCUGCUUCAUGUGGUGUAACACCUUCUCUUAGGACAGAAUUAUUCACCUCAUCAUCUAAAAGUUCAAUCUUUCCUGCUCAAAUUUGUCGACCCAGAAACAAAUGUGAAAUCAGUAGAAGGGAUUUUGCAGUGAGAGGAGGGAUUGUUGCUUCUGGUGUUUCAGUCAUGGGUACUCCUUCUUCACCAUCAGCUGCUUCUCAAUCUCUUCAAGGUAGUGAGAGGUUGGCUUUUAAGCCUGAAGGUUAUAACUUUUGGGAAUGGAGAGGUCACAAGAUUCAUUAUGUUGUUCAAGGAGAAGGCUUACCUCUUGUUCUUAUUCAUGGAUUUGGUGCUUCUGUUUUUCAUUGGAGGUAUAACAUUCCUGAAUUGGCUAAGAAGUACAAGGUUUAUGCGUUGGACUUGCUCGGUUUCGGAUGGAGUGACAAAGCUCUCAUUGAGUAUGAUGCUAUGGUUUGGACAGAUCAAGUUAUUGAUUUCAUAAAGGAGGUAGUGAAAGAGCCAGCUGUUGUGGUCGGAAACAGCCUCGGGGGAUUCACGGCAUUGUCAGUUGCAGUUGGAUUACCAGAGCAGGUCACAGGAGUUGCUCUUCUAAACUCUGCAGGACAAUUUGCAUCCGAGAGUAGGAAACGAGAGGAAGCUGAUGAAACCGUGAUAACCAAGUUUAUAGUUAAGCCGCUUAAAGAGAUCUUCCAACGCGUGGUUCUCGGGUUCUUGUUCUGGCAAGCGAAGCAGCCUUCUCGAAUCGAAUCUGUCUUAAAGAGUGUGUACAUAAACACAGCUAAUGUCGAUGACUACCUCGUCGAAUCCAUCUCAAAACCUGCAACAGACCCAAAUGCUGGAGAAGUAUACUACAGAUUGAUGACAAGGUUCUUAAUGAACCAAAGUAGAUACACUCUAGAUAGUGUUCUAAGUAAGAUGACUUGUCCGCUUCUGUUACUUUGGGGAGAUCUUGACCCGUGGGUUGGUCCUGCUAAAGCCGAGAAAAUCAAAGCAUUUUACUCGAACUCAUCGCUCGUGCACUUACAAGCGGGUCAUUGUCCUCAUGACGAAGUCCCCGAAGCUGUAAACAUAGCUUUGUUGGAUUGGUUGUCCAAUGUAGUUCCCAAGCCAACUUCUCCUUAA
Molecule: messenger RNA, 1125 nt
Organism: Arabis nemorensis
Lineage: Eukaryota; Viridiplantae; Streptophyta; Magnoliopsida; Brassicales; Brassicaceae
Source: the annotation of a GenBank genome assembly